AUAUUGAGUGAAGGUCAGUGGUUUACUCCCAGUAAAUUUGAGAAGUUUGGAGGGAAGAAGAGGAACAGAAAGUGGAAGACCAGCAUCUAUUACCAUGAUGUUCCACUCCAGAAACUCAUAGAGGAUGAAUGUAUUUCAUGUCCAGUCUUGAAGAAAAGCAGAAAUCAGCAUGAAGAGAGUGAAUCUCGUGAAAGCUCACCUGUCGCUGACAGACUCAGAAAAACAGAGAGUGAAUCUCGUGAAAGCUCACCUGUCGCUGGCAGACUCAGAAAAACAAAGGCUAGGAGAAAGCUGUUUCCCUCUGACUCUGAAUCAGAAUACAGUGUUCACAAUGAGAACAAUCACAACGACAACAGUAACGAGGAUAUCAUUUACGUUACCGAGUUUAAAGAUCCAACCCUACCGGUUACUUCCAGCUCACUCACUGGCAAUGUACACAAAAACCGCUUUGGUAAAGACCAAAAGUUAAUUCCCUCUGACAUGGAAAAGGUAAAGGCCACAGAAACGAAACCAGCUUUAUCUCUCCAAACAGCCCUCAUCAGUGGCCCAACUUCUAUUCCAAAGAUCCCUCAACCUGACACUCUAUGCACCACUAGUACCUCCACAAGGUCCCCUGUGAAACAGCCGUCACCAACACCAUCACCCAGUCAGUGUAAUACAACUACCACCAGGCCCCCGGUUCCACCUAACCCCAGUGUCAGUGCCCCUGUGUCUGCCACUCUCCAAACAAGUGAAGACAUCCAAAGGUCAUCUACCUCCAUCCAGUCAGACAGCCAUGAAUCCCUACAAGAAAUAGAGUUAUUUGGCUCGGGGAUUGGAACUGCACCACCCACCAUAUUUUUGGAAGAGACAUCCUCUCAAAACAAAACUACUACAUCUCAAGAUCAACAACCCCCUCCUCCUCAGGACCAGCCGGCUGAGGAUAAGCAGCCUGGAACCUCAGCAACCAAUCUUACCAACAGGCAGGAGAGGCAAACACAAUCCUCUCAGUCUUUGGAGGCGCAUGAAGCACAUGCAGAAAAAAGGACUGCUGUGCUCAAGACCAUGGUAAGGCCUGGGUUGAGGAGAUGGCAACUAAAGGCAAAGCAUAGGCGAUCCUUUGAAAGAAACAUGAAGACCAGCAUGGGAACAAUUGUGAAAGAGCUAAAACAAAUAAGUAAACAUCAAGAGCAAAUUGUACACUUAUUACAAAACCAACCUCAAUAACAUUUUUCAAAAAUAAACUUUGCCUUUGACAUUCUAAAAUGUCUACUGCCUGUACAAAAUCUUCUCUGUCGUUGGAAUUUUUCUCAUCUUACACAAUUUUAAAGGACUAAAACAAAUGUUAGAAAAUAUACAGUACACUCUGGGGCUAUUGUGGGGAUUUCUGCCUGGAUUUGGCCUACCCAAAUUCAAAAGCUUCCCAUUCCCACAUGCAGAGGUUUACAUACAAAAGUUUGGUAUCAUUUUACAGGCAACUCUUUGAAAUUACAUAAAAAAUGGUUGAAAGUGCUAAACAUGGUUCUGUGUUGUCAGUCCUCUAAUAAACACAAACAUAAAAAGGUGCUGUAUUUGAAAGUGUAUAACUCUGGCCCUGAGUGCUCUAGAAACCUGAAAUACAAACCAAUUUUAGAGAAAACUCUGUUGUGAAUGUCAUGUCUGUGUUGUAAGAAGCACUUACAUUAUACAGUACAGUAUACAGCGAAUCAGACGUUAAUCAUCACUCUCGUCACCUUUCACAUCUCACCCGUCAUCUCCUCUUCUGGAGUCAGAAGAAUCUGAGGUCUCUUCGUGCCAUUCACAUCCCAGGCUUGCUCAACACAGCGGCAGAUUAAAACCUCAGACCAGCUCUUUGUCUUUUACGGUGGUCAGCAGAAAGGGAAAGCUGUCACCAAGCAGAGGAUGUCCCAUUGGAUUGUGGAUACGAUAGCCCUUGCAUACCAAAAGCAAGACAUUCCAUGCCCAUUUAAUUUACGUGCUCACACUACAAGAAGUGUUGCAUCAUCUUGGAUCUUCUACAAGUGACAGUCCAAGGGAUGCUGGAAUUGUUAUCGAGGCCUUAAAAGUGGGCAUGCUUUAUCCUCCUUGAAUUGGACUGGAUCUAUGCAUUGAAUCUCCAGUAUCCCAGGCAUCUAAAGUAUAUCUUUUGAGGUGUUUCAGAAACUUUUCUUGGAGCUGGAUUCUUCAAAGUUUAUAAACAGAUUACAGUACCUCAAGUCUAAACUGCUGUCUUAAAAUAAGAGGUUUUGAGUGUCAAUUAAUGUAGCAGAACACAAACAUGAAACCUUUUGUAGUUAGAAAGGUGGAGGGUUUUCUUUAAAGACUGUAAAGUACUUUUUGAAGUUUACAAUGUUACAAAUAUACAGUUAAAAAUGAGAUGCUUUCCUUG
Molecule: messenger RNA, 2368 nt
Organism: Paramisgurnus dabryanus
Lineage: Eukaryota; Metazoa; Chordata; Actinopteri; Cypriniformes; Cobitidae
Source: RefSeq, a predicted model, not a curated record